This is a messenger RNA of Anolis sagrei ordinatus, 4440 nucleotides long. RefSeq names its product protein phosphatase 2 regulatory subunit B''alpha (gene PPP2R3A). Gene Ontology annotation, cellular component: protein phosphatase type 2A complex. The record is from RefSeq and is a predicted model, not a curated record. NCBI's taxonomy places the organism in Eukaryota, Metazoa, Chordata, Lepidosauria, Squamata, Anolidae. Gene Ontology annotation, biological process: protein dephosphorylation. Gene Ontology annotation, molecular function: calcium ion binding; protein phosphatase regulator activity.
UCUGUUCCUUUUCUUCGGGCGGAAAGAGGCAGAGCCUCUCUCGGUGGGUCAGAGGCUGGAGGAAAGAGGAGGAGGAGGAGGAGGAGGAGAAGGGUCGCCUCCCCAAAGCGCAACUCGGGAUGGGAGACGGAGGAGCCUCGGAGGCAGCGGGUAUUUCCCUCAUUGACAAAGUACUUGGAACAUUUGACCAUACAACCUGUCGUUUGCAUCUCCACUAUAUCUGAAAGUCAAGCAGCAAAUUGGACAAAAUAUUUAAGAGAAAACCAUUCCUUCCUUUUUCUUCAAGUGGAUUGGGCCUCUGCAAUUUUACCUCGAAGAUUCAUUAAAAUUGGAGGACGGGAGCAAUCUAAAAACAUGACAGUACUUUCAAAAUCAACUACAGCCCUUCACGAUCUAAGUAAAUAAAUGAAAUGUAGCCAAUACAGAUAAAAUUAGGAUUGGGUAUUACGCUUUUCCAAUUACACAACUGCCCUGAGUCCCCUCGGGGAGAUAGGUGCAGGAUAUAAAUAAAGUUAUUAUUAUUAUUACUUUUCCAGCAUUGUAAAAUAAUUUUUAGGAGAAUCACCUUAGACUCUUAUUGUUCAUGCACAGUAUGUGUGUGACUUGAAGAGAGGCAAUGUGAUUGCUUUUUAAAAUUCAGUUCAUUGUGUAACUAGUUAAAAAUUCACAUUAUGGCAGCAACCUAUAGGCGUGUAGUAACAACAGUGAAUUGCUACAGCAGUGUUGUGAUAGAUCGUCGGCUUCAGCAUGCGGUGCAUCACUGCACUGGGGCAUGUCAUGUAUUCAAGCAAGGAGUGAUGUGCAUCGUGGCUCACCACAGUGUUUGUGCUGAGCUGAUGAAGGCCCCUGCACCCAGGACUCGGAGUCCAGAAGUGACCCACAGGCUCUCAGUGCCUGAAAAUUCCCUUGCUUUUACUGGGGAUGAAGAUUAUCACCAAAUCCUUCCUAGUAACCCAAGACUCAAAAAGGGGUCCACUGUUCAAAGCACUGGAAGUCUGAAAGAUAUCACCGGAGAAGCCAUAAACCUUGCUAGUGGAAAAAUAAAAGAGUUUUCAUUUGAAAAACUUAAAAACUCUCCCAAUCAAGUGAGCUAUAGAAAAGGAAGAAAAGUAAAGUCAGACCCAUUCAAUAGAAGAUCAUUAGAUUUUGACUUGAUCUAUGGACAUUUUGGCAAUGAUGAAAAUUCCCCCCCUCUCUUUGGCCUGUCACAUAAGUCCUCUCCUGAUGAGAAAUGGCGGGUCAGGAGCCACUCGGUAGAAGAAACUGUGAAUUCUCCAGUUGCCUCGCCUUUGCUGACUUUCUCUGAAGAUAGUUUUAUUACGCAGAUUUUGGAGAAGCACAGAUUAGAUGGUUCUUCCAGUGGGGACAUUAAGAUGUGCUUGGACAUCCUGCUGAAAUGCUCAGAGGACUUGAAGAAGUGUACUGAUAUAAUAAAGCAGUGUAUCAGGAAGAAAUCUUCAGGUAGUGGCAGUGGAGGAAAUGGUAAUGAUUCAGUGGCCAAUACUGAAGUAAUCUAUAUGAACUUAAUGACAAGGUUUUCAUCUUACCUUAAAAAAUUGCCUUUUGAAUUUAGGCAGCCUGGGCUCACUGAGGCUGGUGACAUGGUAGAAAUGAUUAACAGUUUGUCUGCCUUGCAGCAGUCUCAUUUCCCCCCAGUGUUUGGUGGUGAACAGCCACCUAGAUAUGAAGACGUAGUAUCUUCCCCAACCUCUAUGACAAGGCAGUCUCUCACUACAGAUUUACAAGAAAAUCAGAUUAGCAGAAAUGCAAAUUCAUCAGCCAAACCUACCCAACCCCCCAGUACAGAUUUGUCCUCAAAGGUUUCGUAUGUCAGCAAUCAAAAUGACAAUUUAGGAUCUAGAAAUGAUCCUUGUGUACAUUCUCAAUUAUUUGUAAAUCCACUAGAUUGCAUUUCUCCUACAGAAACUUUGUACAUUAUGGAAGAAUCAGAUAGAGAAAAUAUAUUAGGCAGUGUAACAAGUGCUAAGGGUAGAGGAAUGCAGGUGAAAUCAGCCUCCAGACCACAGAAAUCUGAAAAGGCAGACCCUGCUGAAGAUCCUAAUACGGCAUCACCUGCUGCAGCACAAACCUCCGUCCUACCAACCUCGACCAGCCUUGAACAGACCAUUCAGGUUUCAAAAGGAGAACACAGACAAAGUAAUCAAGAAGAGAUAGAUAAACUUUUGUUGGAUUUGGAACACUUUUCACAGAAAAUGGAGGCUACUCUGAAAGAGACUACUGCUAAACAGAGUGAUCCUGCCUAUUUGAAAGAUAGUAAUCUAUCCCCGACUCUGGACAAUAAAGGCAAAGCCUGUUCUCCUGCAGACAAAAGUGCUUCCGCUUCUUUAUCCAAGCUCAUAGAAACCAAUGGACAUAAAAUGGAAGACGAUGAUAAAACCCUUUUGUUACGCAUCCUUGAAAGUAUAGAAGACUUUGCCCAGGAGCUAGUUGAAUUCCGAAUGGGGAAAGGAAGCUUGUCGAAAGAGAAGGAAGUUAUGCACAUUCUUCAGGAAACAUUGGCCACUCCGUCCAUCACAGCUGUCCAGCAGAGCUACUCGGGUACAACUCCCAAGGAAGCCAUCCCAGCACUAAUUCAACAGAAGCCAGAGGUCAUCAAGGUCCAAAACAAGCAAGAGAAAAAACCUGUGACUCCAUCUCCAGUCCCUGCGAAUUCAGCUGUCAGCCCACAGUCGCUUCUACCAACCACUAAAGUAACUGUCGUUGCCCCUUUGUCCAUAAACAUUCCACGCUUCUACUUCCCCAGUGGACUCCCCAAUGUUUGCAACAAUCAUGAGGAGACCAUUGUAAAGGUUGAGGCAGCCUUUUCAGAAUUUGAAGAUGAGCGAGCCCCCCUUAAUGAAAUGGGGAAAAUUGCCAAGAUAUGCUGCUGCCCCCUAUAUUGGAAAGCACCCAUGUUCAAUGCAUCAGGAGGAGAGCGAACAGGAUUUGUAUCUGUACAUUCAUUUGUGGCCAUGUGGAGAAAGAUAUUACAUAACUGUCACGAUGAUGCAUCAAAAUUCAUUUGCCUUUUAGCCAAACCCAACUAUAACUAUCUGGAACAAGAAGAUUUCAUACCAUUACUACAGGAUAUAGUUGAAACUCACCCUGGACUGACAUUUCUGAAGGAUGCUCCCGAAUUCCAUUCCCGCUACAUUACUACUGUUAUCCAAAGAAUAUUUUACACUGUGAAUAGAUCCUGGUCUGGAAAAAUAUCUCUAACAGAAUUGAGGAAAAGUAACUUUUUGCAAACCCUAGCCCUCUUGGAGGAAGAGGAAGACAUUAAUCAAAUAACUGAUUAUUUUUCUUAUGAGCACUUCUACGUCAUAUACUGUAAAUUCUGGGAAUUGGACACCGACCAUGACCUCUACAUCAGCCAGAAGGAUUUGGCUAGAUACAAUGAUCAAGCUCUCUCAAGCAGGAUUAUAGAAAGAAUAUUCAGUGGAGCUGUACUAAGAGGACUUCAAGUACAGAAGGAGAACCAGAUGAGCUAUGCAGACUUUGUGUGGCUCCUGAUUUCUGAGGAAGACAAAAGAAGCCCAACUAGUAUUGAAUACUGGUUCCGAUGCAUGGAUUUGGAUGGGGAUGGCAUGCUGUCUAUGUAUGAACUGGAGUAUUUUUAUGAGGAACAAUGUGAGAGGAUGGAAUCCAUGGGCAUUGAGCCAUUGCCAUUCCAUGAUUUACUGUGUCAAAUACUCGAUCUAGUAAAGCCAGAUUUUGAGGGACGGGUAACUCUGCGAGACUUGAAGAGAUGCAGAAUGGCUCAUGUAUUUUAUAACACGUUCUUCAAUCUGGAAAAGUACCUGGAUAAUGAACAACGGGAUCCCUUUGCUGUGCAAAAGGAUGUUGAAAAUGAUGGUCCUGAACCCUCUGACUGGGACAGAUAUGCUGCUGAGGAAUAUGAAAUUCUUGUUGCUGAAGAGUCUGGUAAUGAACCUUUACAAGAAGGAUCCUUUGAAGAUGACUAUGAAUCAGAUGAACUGUUAUCUCUCCCUGAAAUUGGAGAAAAGUCAGACAAAUUAGUUAUUUCAGAUCUUUCACCAUAAAAAUAUUGCAGAUGGGUUGUUAAGGUCUGUCAGUAUUAAAUGGAAGAGUCUACGCUUCCUAUUUUUUUCAAAUAAGUGAUUUUCAUAUUGAAGAAGCAACCAGUUACUGAAACACAGAUUCUUAAAUAUAUAUAUAUAUCUCCUGCAAUAUGGUUACUUCCAAAAAUAUGACAUUGAUUUUGGAAAAUAUAUUUGUGCAGGCAUAUGUAGAAACUGUGUAUGUCAUGGAAGUUGCUGUCUAGCAGACCUGGACGGCACCACAUUUGUGGGGAAAAAAUGAAAAGAUAUCUCCCCCCCACACACACACACAUACGCAAACACAAAAUGUUGAAAACACAAUCUAUCUUUGCAGAUACUUUCAAAAUUGUUCAAUAAAAUAUUUGACUUCAUAUUGAAA